This is a messenger RNA of Lampris incognitus (smalleye Pacific opah), 4546 nucleotides long. Its product is annotated as ATP-dependent RNA helicase DHX8. Gene Ontology annotation, biological process: spliceosomal complex disassembly; mRNA splicing, via spliceosome. The record is from RefSeq and is a predicted model, not a curated record. Gene Ontology annotation, cellular component: intracellular anatomical structure; catalytic step 2 spliceosome. Gene Ontology annotation, molecular function: ATP binding; RNA helicase activity; RNA binding. NCBI's taxonomy places the organism in Eukaryota, Metazoa, Chordata, Actinopteri, Lampriformes, Lampridae. The transcript has 23 exons. The coding region runs from base 24 to 3716 and encodes 1230 amino acids.
CUGAACGAAAACAAUUGUAGAGAAUGGCAGACGGUGGAGUCGACGAGCUUAAACAGCUUGAAUACCUGUCGUUGGUGUCCAAGGUCUGCACUGAACUCGACAACCAUUUGGGAAUAAGUGACAAGGAUCUGGCCGAAUUUGUCAUCAGCCUUGCUGAAAAACAGCCAACCUUUGAUGGUUUCAAGUCACUUCUGCUCAAAAAUGGAGCGGAGUUCUCAGAUUCUCUUGUCAGCAAUUUGCUCAGGCUUAUCCAAACCAUGCGACCCCCAUCCAAAGCAUCUUCAAGCAAAGACUCUGAGCCCUUGGUUAAGCAAAAGACGGAAAAGGAGAAAUUGAAGGAGAUGUUCCCUGCACUAUGUAGACCAAACGAUCCAGUCCCAAAGAAGAUGCUUGAUGAGGAUGAUGUGAAAGUAGCAGCAGAUGCCAUGAAGGAAUUGGAAAUGUUUAUGCCCAGCGUCAGUAGAGUGGACACAAAAAGCAGCAAGACCAGAUCAGACAGAAAAAGGCGACACAGCAGAAGUCGUAGCAGAAGCAGAGACCGCGACAAAGAUCGGGACCGUGACAGGGACAGGGACAGGGACAGGAGGAGACGGUACCGUUCUCGAUCCCGUUCCAGAUCCAGGUCUCGUUCCAGGGACCGCGACCGUCACAGAGACAGAGACAGAGAUAGAGACCGUGACCGAGAUCGUGAUCGUGAUCGUGCCAAAAGAAGAGACAGGUCAUCCCGCUGGACUGAGCGCUCACCUAGUCCCCGCAGAGAAAAAGAUAAAGACCUUGACAGAGACUCUGAUCGCUGGAAAGACAAACAUGUGGACCGGCCUCCACCAGAGGAGCCAUCUGUGGGAGAUAUCUACAAUGGCAAAGUAACCAGCAUCAUGCAGUUUGGUUGCUUUGUACAGCUGGAGGGACUGAGGAAACGAUGGGAGGGUCUGGUCCACAUCUCAGAGCUGCGUAGAGAAGGUCGUGUGGCCAAUGUGGCUGAUGUGGUCAGCAAGGGCCAAAGAGUGAAGAUCAAGGUCUUGUCAUUUACUGGCUCAAAAACCAGCCUCAGCAUGAAGGACGUGGACCAGGAGACAGGAGAGGACCUGAACCCCAACCGUAGGCGGAACGCUGGCCCGGAUGGGGGGGAGGAGACCUCCAUGAGAAACCCUGACCGUCCCACCAACCUAAACUUGGGCCAUGCCCCUGAGCUGGAGCAGGACGACACCCUGGAGCGCAAGAGGCUCACCAAGAUAUCGGACCCAGAAAAGUGGGAGAUUAAACAGAUGAUUGCUGCUAAUGUCCUGUCUAAAGAGGAGUUCCCUGAUUUUGAUGAUGAGACAGGAAUCCUUCCAAAGGUUGAUGAUGAAGAGGAUGAGGACUUGGAGAUUGAGCUGGUAGAAGAGGAACCCCCAUUCUUGAGAGGACAUACAAAACAAAGCAUGGACAUGAGCCCUGUCAAGAUUGUUAAGAACCCAGAUGGCUCGUUGUCCCAGGCAGCCAUGAUGCAGAGUGCUUUGGCUAAGGAGAGGCGAGAGCUUAAGCAGGCUGCGCGUGAGGCAGAGAUGGACUCCAUCCCCAUGGGGCUCAACAAGCACUGGGUCGAUCCACUGCCAGACGCUGAAGGAAGGCAGAUAGCAGCCAACAUGAGAGGCAUUGGCAUGAUGCCCAACGACAUCCCAGAGUGGAAGAAGCAUGCCUUUGGGGGCAACAAGGCUUCCUACGGAAAGAAGACUCAGCUCUCUAUCCUAGAGCAGAGAGAAAGCUUGCCUAUUUACAAGCUCAAGGAGCAGCUCAUUCAGGCAGUUCAUGACAACCAGAUCCUGAUUGUAAUUGGAGAGACUGGUUCUGGAAAGACCACCCAGAUCACUCAGUACCUGGCAGAAGCAGGCUACACCACCCGUGGGAAGAUAGGCUGCACUCAGCCUCGUCGUGUGGCCGCCAUGUCUGUGGCUAAGAGAGUCUCUGAAGAAUAUGGUUGCUGUCUGGGUCAGGAGGUGGGCUACACCAUUCGUUUUGAGGACUGUACAAGCCCUGAAACCGUGAUCAAGUACAUGACAGAUGGUAUGCUGCUGAGAGAGUGUCUGAUUGACUCUGAACUCGGCCAGUAUGCCAUUAUCAUGCUUGACGAAGCCCACGAGAGGACAAUCCACACAGAUGUUCUCUUUGGCCUGCUCAAGAAGACGGUACAAAAACGAACAGACAUGAAGCUGAUUGUAACCUCAGCCACACUGGAUGCUGUUAAGUUCUCUCAGUACUUCUACGAAGCCCCCAUCUUCACCAUCCCAGGAAGAACAUACCCAGUUGAGGUCCUGUACACCAAAGAACCUGAGACAGAUUACCUUGAUGCUAGUCUUAUCACAGUCAUGCAGAUCCACCUGACGGAGCCUCCAGGUGAUAUCCUUGUGUUUCUAACUGGUCAGGAGGAGAUUGACACAGCCUGUGAGAUCCUGUAUGAACGGAUGAAGUCUUUGGGACCUGAUGUUCCUGAGCUGAUCAUUCUGCCCGUCUACUCUGCACUGCCCAGCGAGAUGCAAACCAGGAUCUUUGACCCUGCACCCCCAGGCAGCAGAAAGGUGGUUAUUGCCACCAACAUUGCAGAAACCUCUCUUACAAUUGAUGGAAUCUACUAUGUGGUGGACCCUGGCUUUGUGAAGCAGAAAGUUUACAACUCCAAAACUGGCAUUGAUCAGCUCGUAGUGACUCCUAUCUCACAGGCUCAAGCAAAGCAGAGGGCGGGCAGAGCUGGCAGAACAGGCCCAGGGAAGUGUUACAGGCUCUACACUGAGAGAGCCUACAGAGACGAAAUGCUGACGACCAAUGUACCUGAAAUCCAGAGAACUAAUCUGGCCAGCACUGUGUUGUCUCUUAAGGCAAUGGGCAUCAAUGACCUGCUUUCAUUUGACUUUAUGGAUGCCCCCCCCAUGGAAACUCUGAUCACAGCCAUGGAGCAGCUCUAUACUUUGGGAGCUCUGGAUGAUGAAGGCCUGCUAACACGGCUGGGUAGAAGGAUGGCUGAGUUCCCUCUGGAGCCGAUGCUGUGCAAGAUGUUAAUCAUGUCCGUCCAUUUGGGCUGCAGUGAAGAGAUGCUCACCAUUGUCUCCAUGCUGUCUGUGCAAAAUGUCUUUUACAGACCUAAGGACAAGCAGGCUUUGGCCGACCAGAAGAAGGCAAAGUUCCACCAGCCUGAGGGAGACCAUCUGACUUUGCUGGCUGUCUACAACUCCUGGAAGAACAACAAGUUCUCCAACCCCUGGUGCUAUGAGAACUUCAUCCAGGCCCGCUCCUUGCGCAGAGCCCAGGACAUCCGCAAGCAGAUGUUGGGCAUCAUGGACAGACAUAAACUGGAUGUGGUAUCUUGUGGAAAAGCCACAGUGAGGGUUCAGAAAGCCAUAUGCAGUGGAUUCUUCAGAAAUGCUGCCAAAAAGGACCCCCAAGAAGGCUACCGGACUCUUAUUGACCAGCAAGUGGUGUACAUCCACCCCUCCAGUGCCCUGUUCAACCGCCAGCCUGAGUGGGUGGUGUACCAUGAGUUGGUGCUGACCACUAAAGAGUAUAUGCGUGAGGUGACCACCAUUGACCCUCGCUGGCUGGUGGAGUUUGCACCAGCCUUUUUCAAAGUAUCUGACCCCACACGCCUCAGCAAGCAGAAGAAGCAACAACGCCUUGAGCCUCUCUAUAACCGCUAUGAAGAGCCCAAUGCAUGGAGAAUCUCCCGCGCCUUUAGAAGGCGUUAAAAGUUUAAAUGUGGAAGUACAAAAGACGGAUGCUUUGAUGGUGGCAAGGGCUGCAGGGGUGUAGCCCUUGACUGGUUACUGUUUGAAAUAUACUCAAUGGACAGUAUAGCUGUGACACCAGACCUUUCAAGAUGAAAUCUGUACUAUCACAAUCUUAAACUCUUUCUUUGCUCCUGCAGUAAAAACUGUACACAUUGUACAUUUUGUAUUUGUCCCGCAGUCUCCACCUACCAUUUUAUUGUUUUAAAUAUAAUUGUGUCCUUGACCUUGGAGAAGUUUUCCCUCACACGUCUUAGUUUUGCUCAGUUGCCUACAGAGGUAUAAAAGUUAAUGUAGAACUGGGUAAUUAACAUUAUGUAGUACUGACAGCUAUUGCCAAUUCUAAGGCAAACCUUGUAGUCUACAAUGAAAUACAUUUCAUUCAGGCAGGUACAAGAUUUUUUUAUUAUUAUUAUUAUUUUUAAAGAACCCGUUGUACAUGUAUUGGCAUAGAAUUGAACAAGGGAUGAAAGAUGCAACAUAAUUCCUUUAAGACAACCAUUUGAGAUAAAACUUUUGUAAAGAGAUCAAGGCAAACAAAAGGGGCCAUUUAUUUUGACUUUAAACUCUGGUAACAGGCAUACCCUAUUAAUAACAUACUUUAUAAUGGGCCUUUAUGCAAUUUAUUUGCAUAGGACCAUAAAAAUUGAGACAAUGCAUCUUUUAUAUAUUUUUUACUACAUUUGGGAUGACAUUCAUUAGUAUUGUCCUUGUGGAGCUUUCUGGUGUUUGUUUAACUGUAUUUCGAAGUGAAAUCCUGAAAGUAUGUCCUAAUUAAAUACUAAAUUACC